Messenger RNA from Chenopodium quinoa (quinoa), 1912 nucleotides. RefSeq names its product ankyrin repeat-containing protein ITN1-like. Gene Ontology annotation, molecular function: protein phosphatase regulator activity; protein phosphatase 1 binding. Gene Ontology annotation, cellular component: plasma membrane. The coding region runs from base 410 to 1798 and encodes 462 amino acids. The transcript has 2 exons. NCBI's taxonomy places the organism in Eukaryota, Viridiplantae, Streptophyta, Magnoliopsida, Caryophyllales, Amaranthaceae. The record is from RefSeq and is a predicted model, not a curated record.
CUUUUAUUACACAGUUAAAGUUAAGUUUUACUCAUAUAUAAUAUAAAUGUAAUAUAGCUAUACUUUUUUUUACUUAAUGCAAAAGGCAAACCUUACAUAUAAUGAACAAUAAUUUAUUCUACUACACCGACUAUAAAUAUUGUAUCAAAAUACUUUUAGACAAACAAAAAGUCAAUUUUAUCAACAUUAAUCUCUCAAUUUAAUUUGUUCACUACCAUACCGUCUUUCAAUACAAUUCAAAGAUGAAAAUACUAUAUCAAAACUCUAUACAUCAAAGCCUAUUAUAGCCUUUCCUCCAAAAAAAAAAAAAAAAAAAAAAAAAAAAAAAAAAAAAAAAAAAAUAUCUUAUUAUAGCCUUCCACCUUAUAUCAACCCCUUACAUUCUUCCUCAAAAUUCUUGUUGUAAAAGAUGGAAGCACAACAAGGAGAAAGACUUGAGCUGCUUACAACUCGGCUAUACGAUGCAGCACUUACAGGAGACGUACCAUCGUUGCGCAACUUGCUCCAACAAGAUCCACUUAUCCUCGAUCGAUGCAUCAUCGAGAAAUCAAGCCGUUUUAUGCAGUCACCAUUACAUGUGGCCGUUAAUCUCGGGUACUUAGAGUUUACAACUGAGGUUUUAAAUCGAAAGCCCGAGCUAGCAGAAGAGCUUGAUCAACUAAAAAGAUGGUCACCACUACACAUGGCCUCGGCGAAAGGGUACUUGGAGAUAGUUAGUGUGUUGUUAACUGCAAAUCCAAACAUGUGUUUCGCCCGCGAUAUAGAUGGUAGGAACGCAGUCCAUGUUGCGGCUAUAUACGGUCAAUUUCAAGUGGUUGAAGAGCUUCUUAGGGCCAAGCCACAGGCUGCGCGAGAGCGGACUACUAGCGGUGAAAGUAUUUUGCACUUGUGUAUGAAACAUAGUCAGCCAGAGGUACUUAGAUUUUUGGUACAAACAAUGGGAGAUGGUCAACUGCUUAACUCCAAGGACAGCGAUGGUAAUACCGUUUUACACCUAGCAGUGGCUGCAAAACAUUACGAGACUAUAAAGCUCUUACUAAAGGAAAAGUGGACGGAGAAAAACGCAAUCAACACUAAUGGCUUAACAGCAAUGGACAUGUACAUCCAAAGUAAGAAAGAGGCUCGUGAUGGCGGAAUUUGGUUAGCCUUAAGGCGUGCCAAAGUGUUAGAAGCAAAAAAAUUGUUAAAACCUAAAAAAAGCAGUCGCGAUUGGUUGGAUAAGCAACGUACUGCUCUUAUGGUGGUGUCUUCACUAAUAGCCACUAUGGCUUUCCAAGCCGGAAUUAACCCUCCUGGAGGCGUAUGGCAAGAUAACAACGAUGGUCAUAAGGCAGGUACAUCGAUAAUGGCACAUAUCGAGGAAGGAAAACAACAUAACCAAGGAAUAUAUGAUGCAUUCCUCGUCUCCAACACAAUAGGACUAGUCUCAUCUUUAACUGUCAUAGUUCUUCUUAUAAGUGGACUCCCUUGUAUGAGGCUCGUCAUGGGACUUUUGAUGUUAACCAUGUGGAUCGCGGUAACAGCAACAACCAUGACUUACAUAUCCUCUAUUUACUUCCUUGGGACCUCCAAAGAGAGCCUAAACUCCUUUAAAGAAGAUCUGAUAUCGAGCAAAAAUCAUCAUCUUGUUCAAAACACAAUAAUUACUGCGAGUGUUGCUUGGAUUUUCUUGCUAGGACUACUUAUCCUCGGGCAUGUCAUUCGCCUCUUCUAUAAAUUGAUCAAGCAAAUAGUACGGCUGGUAAUAGGAGGAGUUAGACGUUGUUCCGUUAGGCCUAGAUACCAUCUACAAGUUUAACAUUGUAACUUGUACAGUGUACUAUACAUACCAUGUGAACAUAUGUUUGUCUAGAUGAUUUUCAGGUUUUUUGGCCUUGAUAUGAAAUGCAUACAUCGAUUGCUUGCUAUUUCA